AUGGGCGGGCGUGGAGCUGAUCCGGGGGCGGCGAGGACGGUGGUCGCCGUGGUGGGGAUCGUGGUCGCCGCGGCGGCGGUCCUUUCCCCGGCAGCGGCUGGGGGCUUAGGCAAGGAAGCGGCGGCGCUGGUGGCGAUCAGGGCGGCGCUGCAUGAUCCGGGCCAAGUUCUCCGCGGCUGGGACCCGAAGUCCGGCGACCCGUGCCACUGGAACAUGGUCACCUGCUACGGAGGCCACGUUCAAGAGCUGUCCAUGACGCAGCAGAACCUCUCCGGCACACUGUCGCCAGCGAUCGGGAGGCUCAGAUCUCUGACAUAUCUGUCUUUGCGCCAAAAUGCUAUUUCUGGCCCGAUCCCUGAGACCAUAGGAAGGAUGAAGCUGCUGCAAGUACUUGACCUGUCAAGCAAUCAGUUCAGUGGAAGCAUCCCGAGUACACUGAGUAAUCUGGAGAAUCUCCAGCACCUGAAAUUAAACAAUAACAGCUUAUCUGGACCCGUGCCUGAUUCACUAGCCACUGCUCGCAUGAUCUUCACCCUGGAUAUUUCCUUCAACAACCUGAGUGGUCCACGACCAACUUUUCUCGCGUCGAAUGUCGUGAGGAGCAUGAUGAUGGUAUGGAGGAAGUGGGCCAAGGGAAGUGGUAAGGUGAUGAGAAUGGUGUCAAGAGCCAUGAGGGCUAAACCUGGCCGAGAAGUUUCUCUUGGGCAUCUAAAGCAUUACAAAUUUAAGGAGAUGAGAAAUGCUACCAAUAACUUCAGCCCAAGAAAUAUUUUGGGAGAGGGGGGAUAUGGAAUAGUCUACAAGGGUGAUUUGCCUGAUGGCACACCUGUUGCUGUUAAAAGACUGAAGAAUCCCGAUUCAGUUGUUGGGGAUGAUCAAUUCCACACAGAAGUUGAAGUGAUAAGCUUGGCAGUUCAUCGUAAUCUCCUUCAUCUUAUUGGCUUCUGCAUUGCAAAUAACGAAAGGCUCCUUGUGUAUCCUUACAUGCCAAAUGGAACUGUUGCUUCUAAAUUAAAAGAAUGUGUUAAUGGGGAACCAACCUUAGAUUGGCCAAGGAGAAUGAGGAUAGCACUUGGUGCGUCACGGGGACUGCUCUAUUUGCAUGAGCAAUGUGAUCCUAAGAUAAUCCAUCGUGAUAUAAAAGCCUCCAAUGUUCUCCUUGAUGAAUAUCUUGAAGCAAUUGUUGCGGAUUUUGGAUUGGCAAAACUUGUAGAUCAUGGGAUAUCUCAUGUUGUCACAACAGUGCGUGGAACAGUUGGACGUAUACCACCAGAAUAUUUCAUGUCUGGCCACGCUUCGGAGAAGACUGAUGUCUUUUGCUUUGGACUCUUGUUGAUCGAGUUAGUCACUGGUCGAGAAACGCUGGAGCUUCGUCAAAAUGAAUAUCAGAAAGGAGGAAUUCUUGAAUGGGCCAGGGACCUUCUUGAACAAAAUCAGCUAAGCUCAUUUGCAGAUAAGAAACUGAGAAACAGCUAUGAUACUGUUGAAUUGGUGAAGAUGAUUCAAAUUGCACUGCUCUGCACAAUGUACAGCCCUAAACACCGCCCCAGGAUGUCUGAAGUUGUUACCAUGCUGGAAGAGGGAGAUGGGGUUGCAGAGAAAUGGGAGGCCAUGAAAAAUGUCGAGGAAGCGGACCCCGACGAGUCUGCGUACCGGGCUAUAAAUUAUGAUGAAGACCAAUCCACUUCAAUCGAGUUGCAAGCCGUCGAGCUCUCAGGGCCAAGGUGA
This is a messenger RNA of Setaria italica (foxtail millet), 1728 nucleotides long. RefSeq names its product protein NSP-INTERACTING KINASE 3. The transcript has 10 exons. Bases 1 to 1728 code for a protein of 575 amino acids. Gene Ontology annotation, biological process: protein phosphorylation. The record is from RefSeq and is a predicted model, not a curated record. Gene Ontology annotation, molecular function: ATP binding; protein kinase activity; protein binding. NCBI's taxonomy places the organism in Eukaryota, Viridiplantae, Streptophyta, Magnoliopsida, Poales, Poaceae.